Messenger RNA from Cimex lectularius (bed bug), 817 nucleotides. RefSeq lists its product as uncharacterized. The record is from RefSeq and is a predicted model, not a curated record. The transcript has 4 exons. The coding region runs from base 137 to 592 and encodes 151 amino acids. Lineage: Eukaryota; Metazoa; Arthropoda; Insecta; Hemiptera; Cimicidae.
GUCACACCUUUCUUUUUGAGAGAAAUCAAAAGAUUCAUGAAAACAAAUUGUAUUUGAACUCAGCUGUAAGUUAAAAUUGUAAGAAUUUUAUAAGUGAAGUAUUUUAUAGUGAUAUUGAAAAGAAUCUGAUUUGAAAAUGACAGGACGUGCUAGCGUACAAACUCCGAGUGCACUUCAGGUGGUUGUGGACGAUAGAGCUAAACAGUUAUACAGUUAUUUGGAAGAAGGCGGAUUGAUCACCGCCUUUGAAAAUGUCAUGGGCUCGAUGUUCGACAUGGAUCCGGAUCUUCCAACUGACCCGAUUAAGUACAUCAAAGAGAAUACCGGUUACACGAUGAAAGAAGCUCGGGAGGCUUCCAGGGAACUGCAGAAGCUUAGAAUGACGACUGAAAUCAUGGAAAGAGAAAACCAGCUUCUCAGAUCUUAUUUGGACGGGGCCGAAAAGUCCGAGCAAUCGGGUGAUUGGUCCUCCGGUUCGGAGAGUCAGAUUAAGAUGAAUAAAAAAAAGUGGCUAAGCUGCCACGUCAUCACUAAUGAAGGCAACGAAGUUAGUGGUCUUGUGUCGCCACGGAAGAAUGAAAGAUGGACUUGACCGGUGGUGAAGGAAUCCCCUCAAAUCCUAUUGUAUUCGAAUAGAGUGUAGACUAACUAGACCAUCUACGGGGGCACUUCACUAACAUCAAAUUUUCGUGAUUAACAAAUAAUGAAAAUAACAGUAGCGAAGCUGGUCUUUAUAUAGUCCUGGAGAGUAGCAAGAAUGAAUUGAAAGUAAAUAAACAAAUAAAAGUAAUACAAUGAAAACAUAAUAUCACAAGAA